CUCUGCUCACCCCGUCUCCCUGCCCCCCAGAGCCAGGAUGGAGUCCAAGCGGAAGGCGCCCGUGGUGGGGGCUGGCGGGGGCGACCCGGCCCCGCGGAAGCGGCCCAAGGGGGGCGACUGGGAGGACGAUGGCCCCUCGCUCUUCGAGGAGGAGCUGGCCCUGCUGGACGAGGUGGAGGCCGAGAUGGCGCUGGAGAUGAAGGAGUCGCAGCCGGCCCCCGAUGCGGUGCCCCUGGGGAGGCUGAUCUCCUCCGUGGGGAACCCCAAGUGGCAGAGGCCCCCACCCCCCGCGAUAGACCCCGCCCAGGACGCGCUCUGCUUCCAGCAGCUGGAGCUGGACUAUUACGUGGGUGUCCCCGUGCCAGGCAUGCCCGGCGCCACCGAGGGCCCGGUGCCCGUUCUCCGGAUGUUUGGCGUCACCGCAGCCGGGAACAGCGUCUGUUGCCACAUCCACGGCUUCGCCCCCUACUUCUACGUGCCCGCCCCGGCCGGCUUCCAGCCCCAGCACCUGAGCGACUUCCAGCGGGAGCUGAACGGGGCCGUGCUGCGGGACCUGCGCUCCAACCGGGAGGGGCUGAGCCGGGCCGUGCUGGCCGUGGAGAUGUGCAGCAAGGAGAGCAUGUACGGGUACCACGGGCAGCGCCGCCUGCCCUUCCUGAAGGUGACACUGGCGCUGCCGCGGCUGGUGGCACCCGCCAAGCGGCUGCUGGAGCAGGGGCUGCGCUGCGAGGGGCUGGGCGUGCUGGGCUACCCGGCCUAUGAGGCCAACAUCGACUUCGAGAUCCGGUUCAUGGUGGACCGGGACGUCGUGGGCUGUAACUGGAUCGAGUUGCCCCCCAGCAAAUACCGGCUGCGCCCCGAGCAGCCCACAGGGGAGUCCCCCAAGGAGCCGCCAAAGGCCUCGCUGUGCCAGCUGGAGGCAGACGUGGGCUGGGCAGAUUUCAUCAGCCACCCCCCCGAGGGCGACUGGCAGGGCAUCGCCCCACUGCGGGUGCUGAGCUUCGACAUCGAGUGCGCCGGCCGCAAAGGGAUCUUCCCGGAGCCGGACAAGGACCCGGUGAUCCAGGUGGCCAACAUGGUGCUGCGGCAGGGAGAGCGCGACCCCUUCAUCCGCAACGUCUUCACCCUCCACAGCUGCGCCCCCAUCGUGGGCUCCCAGGUGCUGUGCUACUCCCAGGAGGCCGAGCUGCUCAAGGCCUGGGCCGAGUUUGUGCGGAUCGUGGACCCCGAUAUCGUCACCGGCUACAACAUCCAGAACUUCGACCUGCCUUACCUGCUGCAGCGUUCCCAGGCCCUCAAGGUUUCCACCUUCCCCUUCCUGGGCCGCAUCCUUGGGCGCAAAUCCGUCAUCCGGGACUCGUCCUUCCAGUCCAAGCAGAUGGGGCGGCGGGAGAACAAGGUCAUCAACACCGAGGGGCGCACCCAGUUUGACCUGCUGCAGGUGCUGCUACGCGAAUACAAGCUGCGCUCGUACACCUUGAACGCCGUCAGCUUCCACUUCCUGCAGGAGCAGAAGGAGGACGUGCAGCACUCCAUCAUCACCGACCUGCAGAACGGGUCGGAGCAGACGCGCCGGCGCCUGGCCGUGUACUGCCUGAAGGACGCCUACCUGCCGCUGCGCCUGCUGGAGAAGCUGAUGUGUGUCAUCAACUACAUGGAGAUGGCGCGGGUCACCGGGGUGCCGCUGGGCUACCUGCUCUCCCGGGGCCAGCAGGUCAAGGUGGUGUCGCAGCUGCUGCGCCAGGCCAUGAAGCAGGACCUGGUGAUGCCCGUGGUGAAGUCGGAAGGGGGCGAGGACUACGCCGGUGCCACGGUCAUCGAGCCUCAGAAGGGGUACUACGACGUGCCCAUCGCCACGCUGGACUUCUCCUCCCUGUACCCCUCCAUCAUGAUGGCUCACAACCUGUGCUACACCACACUGCUGCAGCAGGGGGCGCCGGAGCGCUACGGGCUGUCCCCCGAGGAGUUCAUCCGCACCCCCACGGGCGACCUCUUCGUCAAGGCCUCCGUGCGCAAGGGGCUGCUCCCUGAGAUCCUGGAGAACCUGCUGGCCGCCCGCAAGAGGGCCAAGGCAGAGCUGCAGCGGGAGACCGACCCCUUCACACGGCAGGUGCUGGAUGGGCGGCAGCUGGCGCUCAAGGUCAGCGCCAACUCGGUCUACGGCUUCACCGGCGCCCAGGUGGGCAAGCUGCCCUGCCUGGAGAUCUCCCAGGUGAGCUGGGCUCCCUCCCCCUCCCCAACCUGCGCUUGGGGGGGAUUUCCCGGGGGGGCUGGCACUGCUGCCCCAUUGUCUGUCCAGCUGUGGGGACUCAGGGACUUUCUGUGCCCAACCCCGCUCCAGGGGCUUCCCUGGUACUUCCUCAAUCCACCCCCAGCCCGGGCAGGAUCGGAGCCGCCCGCCCCAGCAGUGCUUCUGCCCUGGGCUUUCCGAAUGCCAGGCUGCUGGUCACAGCACGGCUGGCAGCUCUGCCCACCCCCACCAGCCACCUGU
This is a messenger RNA of Chrysemys picta bellii (western painted turtle), 2491 nucleotides long. Lineage: Eukaryota; Metazoa; Chordata; Testudines; Emydidae. The record is from RefSeq and is a predicted model, not a curated record.